This is a messenger RNA of Closterium sp. Yama58-4, 4317 nucleotides long. Lineage: Eukaryota; Viridiplantae; Streptophyta; Zygnematophyceae; Desmidiales; Closteriaceae. The record is from the annotation of a GenBank genome assembly.
AUGGCGGCUGCAGUCGCUGAGAACAUCUCCGUUAGCUGCCGACAGCUAACCGGAAACGUGACGGUUGAGUCAAAUGGACGGAGAAGCGUCAGCCUCCAGACGCGCUUCCUCUCCCGCGGUCAGCGGAAGGAGCUCGCAGCGCUGCGCGUCAAGCUCAGGAAAUCCGCGGCUCGCUCUGUGAUUGCAGCCGCCCGUCAGCCAGUGGCAGCAGCGGCGUACACAGCGGAGGCGGUGGAGAGCCUGAAGCUGGAGCCCAUCUCUCAGAUCAGCGGCACCGUCAACCUGCCCGGCUCCAAGUCCCUCUCCAACCGCCUCCUGCUGCUCGCUGCUCUCGCCAAGGGCGAGACGGUGGUGGACAAUCUGCUCGCCAGCGACGACGUCACCUACAUGCUCGCUGCUCUGCGCUCCCUGGGAGUGCCUCUGGUGGAGAUGCCUGAGAAGCGGCGGGUCAUAGUCACGGGCAGCGCAGGGGUGUUCCCCGUGGGGAGAGAGGAGGAGGGGGAGGGGGGGAAACCAGGGGAAACGGUGGAUCUGUUUCUAGGGAACGCGGGGACCGCCAUGCGCCCGCUCACUGCUGCUGUGGCCGUGGCUGGGGGCAACAAGAGCUACGUUCUGGAUGGAGUCCCGAGGAUGAGGGAGCGCCCCAUAGGCGACCUGGUGGCUGGGCUGCAGCAGCUGGGGUGCGACUGCGAGUGCUCCCUGGGGACCAACUGCCCUCCCGUGCGCGUGGCAGCUAAGGGAGGCCUCCCUGGCGGCACGGUAAAGCUGUCAGGGGCAGUGAGCAGCCAGUAUCUGACCGCUCUUCUCAUGAGCUUGCCCCUGGCGAAAGGAGACAGCAGCAUUGAGAUGAUUGACAAGCUGGUGUCAGUGCCCUAUGUGGAAAUGACUCUCCGCCUCAUGGAGAGAUUCGGGGUGAACGUACAGACGGAGGGGAAUUGGGAGCAGUUCCUGAUUCCCGGCAACCAGACGUACAUCUCCCCCGGGCGCGCCUUUGUGGAGGGGGAUGCAUCCAGUGCCAGCUAUUUCCUUGCUGGGGCGGCCAUCACUGGAGGGACCGUCACUGUUCAUGGGUGCGGGCGCAGCAGCCUGCAGGGUGAUGUGCACUUCGCGUCAGUGCUCGAGCAGAUGGGAGCUACAGUGACAUGGGCGGAGGAGAGUGUGACUGUAACGGGGCCUCCCCCGGCAGCCAAUGGGAGCAUCCGGCGGCUCAAGGGCAUCGACGUGAACAUGAACAAGAUGCCAGAUGUCGCCAUGACAUUGGCUGUCGUGGCUCUCUUUGCUGAAGGCCCCACUGCCAUCCGUGAUGUGGGAACGUGGCGUGUGAAGGAGACGGAGCGGAUGAUUGCCAUCUGCACUGAACUGACCAAGCUGGGAGCACAUGUGGAGGAGGGUCCGGACUACUGCAUCAUCACACCCCCGGAGCGUGUGCUCCCCGCGGAGAUCGACACAUAUGACGACCACCGCAUGGCCAUGUCCUUCGCCCUUGCUGCCUGCUCCGGAACUCCCGUGGUUCUGACUAUUCGAGACUCGUCGCUAGCUUCUCACGUUGUUCGUUACGGCACCAUGCUCUUCCUGCUCUCAUGGCCGCUCCUGUCUCUGCUGGGGUACCUUUAUCCAGCAUACGCAACGUACAAGACCGUAGAGCGACGCUCUUCAGAGCCAGAUGAUUUCCGCUUCUGGUGCAAGUACUGGGUGAUUAUGGCGGCAUUCCACGUCUUGGAGACCUGCCUUUUUUUCGGCCUUAUCACCUGGCUUCCCUUCUAUGACGUCUUCAAGGUCCUUUUCUGCGUAUACCUCUGGCAUCCGCGAACUCAGGGCACACUGCUGAUCUACCAUCGUGCCAUCGUGCCUGCCUUGUCGCGCCACGAGCAAGAGAUUGACCGCAGGAUCGCGGAGGUGCAGACACGUGGCAUGGAUUUGGCCGUUGAGUACUCUCGCAUCCUCGCAUCUAAGAUCAUGUCUCUCGCCAAGGCGGGCGCUGAGGCCGCCCCUAAAGUCUACGAACGUUACCAGCAGCAUGCUGCAGCUCAGCCUGCUGCUUCCACAGCAUCCACCUCCUCGUAUUCCUCUGGGGAGCUGGGAGAUAAGAUCACCGGAUUGGGGGACCCAGUUGACUACGACAUGGGCCUUCGGGCUCGCAAGCCAACUUCUGUUGCUGACAUUUGGCGCUUUUCUGAUCCUAAUUCGCACGCCACUGCCAUGUAUCGCUCCGGCAGCUCACGCUAUGGAAGCGACUACAGAAGCGACUACAGGGGAGAUUACAGAGGAGGGGACUACAGGGGCGGCGGAGGCGGGUACCAGACUUCCGCUCGGCUUUACGUCGGUCGUCUCUCCACGCGGACUCGCACUCGAGAUCUGGAGUCUCUUUUCGGGAAAUACGGACGGAUUCGUGACGUGGACAUGAAGCGAGACUAUGCGUUUAUUGAAUAUAGUGAUUCGAGGGAUGCGGAAGACGCAGCUCAUUAUCUGAACGGCAAGGAGGUGGACGGCAGUCACAUCAUUGUGGAGUUCACUCGCCGGGGGCCGCGCGGGCAGGGCUUCGGGGGGCCUCCGGGUCCGCGCAUGGGGGGAAUGGGCAUCACGCAGGGGCGCUGCUACAACUGCGGCAAGGACGGCCACUGGGCUCGCGACUGCCGCAAUGGCGACUGGGGCGGCAAGUGCUACCGGUGUGGCGAGCGCGGGCACAUCGAGAGGGACUGCCGGAACAGCCCCGCCCAGAGGUAUCGGUCUCGCAGCCGCAGCCGUUCGCGCAGCCCUCGCCGCGGGCGUGACCGCCGCAGUCGCAGCCGCAGCAACAGCAAGGAACGGGACGAGCGCAGCAAGAGUCGCAGCAGGAGCCGCAGCCGCAGCCGCAGCAACGACCGCGAAAAGGAUCGCAGCAGGAGCAGGAGCAGGAGCAACGAGCGCGAGAAGGAUCGGGAGAAUGGAAAGAAGGCUGGAAGCCGCAGCCCUUCGCGCAGCCGCAGCCGCAGCAGGAGCGCAAGCAAGGAGAGGAGGAACAGCCGGAGCCCUAGUGCUGAGAAGAAGGAAGAGAAGAGUCCAAGGCGGAGCAGGAGUCCAAGUAAGGAGAGGAGCAAGAGCAGGAUAGCGGAGAAUCUGGUGUCCGACAGAAGAAUAUGCGGAGAGGGACCGUUGAAGGUUUUUGUGUACGAUCUGCAUCAGAAGUUCAAUUUCGGACUGUUUCGACAUAAGGAGCUCGAGAGCCUGCCUUUUAGCGCGGAUGAAGUUCCGGAGCUGCGAUAUCAGAGGAAGGCGGAUGGAGGGGUGUCCGGACGAGGCUUCGAACACAGCGGCGAAUUCUUCAUCGUUUACAACCUACUGGCGAACAACCACAGCGACAGCAGCAGGAGCAACGGCGACAUUAUAAGAGUAACGGAUCCCGCUGCAGCGGAUGUGUUCUUCGUGCCCUUCCUGGCGUCACUCAGCUUCAACAUCUUCACCACCAAUGGCAUGCGAGGCGCGCUCGCAGAAAAGGACAAGAUUCUCCAGGAGGAGCUGUGGAGUGUGCUCAAAGAAUCCCCAUGGUGGCAGCGGUCGGGAGGCAGGGACCACAUCAUCCCCAUGCUUCAGCCCAACGCCCUACGCCACAUUCGCCAGCGCCUCGCCCCAGCCAUGUUCCUCCUGCUCGACUUUGGCCGAUAUGCCCAGGGCGUCGCCCGGCUGAGCAAGGAUAUAGUGGUCCCGUACAACCACAUAGCGCCACCUUACACAGAGCCGGCGAGCUAUGGGGAGGCGCAGGGGCCCUGGGAGGCGCGAACGACGCUGCUGUUCUUCCAAGGGACCAUCAUGCGGAAGGAUGAGGGGUACAUUCGCAAGCUCAUCUUUGACAUGUAUCACAAGGAGCCGGACGUGAGAUUCGUGGAGAGCAAGAUCACCGGGCCUCAAGACAUCAUCUCGGCAGCAGAAGGGCUGAGGAAAUCUCGCUUUUGUCUUAAUGCGGCUGGAGACACCCCUUCGUCUGCGCGUCUCUUUGACGCCAUCACCAGCCACUGUGUGCCAGUGGUCAUCAGCAACAAGAUUGAGCUGCCCUUUGAGACUUCCAUAGACUACUCGGAUUUCACUCUUUUCGUCUCUCAUGAGGACGCCCUGCGCCAGGGCUACCUGCUGCGCUUGCUGCGCACAUUCCCGAGGGAGAGGUGGCUGCGCAUGUGGCAGACGCUGCAGCGCGUGAAGCACCACUUCGAGUUCCAGUAUCCUUCACAACCAGGUGACGCGGUCAGCAUGGUGUGGAGGGAAAUCCGCAAGAAGCUUCCUCGCGUGCGGCUCGCCAUCCACAGGGGGAAGCGCCUAGUGGUGCGCGAUUGGACCAAUGUGUGA